AUGCUCCAGGAGAAAAGCUUGUCGGAUGUGGAGGAUGGGUUUGUGGUGCCUCAGGGCCCUGGCCAUGCUGAAACCACGGGGGAGUCUCCAGUUCUGGGUGUUGCAGGGGUCAGCAGUACGCCCCUGAACAGUCCCCAGGUCCCGGAUGCAGAACAGACCAUCGAGAAUAUCAAGGUGUAUUUGCAUGAAAAAGAACUAUGGAAGAAGUUUCACGAAGCUGGGACUGAGAUGAUCAUAACUAAAGCCGGGAGGAGGAUGUUUCCAAGCUACAAAGUGAAGGUGACAGGGAUGAAUCCCAAGACUAAGUACAUCUUGUUGAUUGAUAUCGUCCCGGCAGACGAUCAUCGAUACAAAUUCUGCGACAACAAGUGGAUGGUGGCUGGCAAAGCUGAACCUGCAAUGCCUGGACGGUUGUAUGUUCACCCUGACUCACCAGCUACUGGGACUCAUUGGAUGCGACAGCUGGUGUCUUUUCAGAAGCUAAAACUCACCAACAACCACCUGGAUCCCUUUGGACACAUCAUACUUAAUUCCAUGCACAAAUACCAGCCCAGGUUGCAUAUAGUGAAAGCAGACGAAAACAAUGCCUUUGGCUCAAAGAACACAGCUUUCUGCACCCACGUGUUCCCAGAAACGUCCUUUAUAUCCGUGACGUCCUACCAGAACCACAAGAUAACUCAGCUGAAGAUAGAGAAUAACCCGUUUGCCAAAGGCUUUCGAGGAAGCGAUGACACUGACCUCCGCGUGGCCAGAUUACAAAGCAAAGAAUAUCCUGUGAUCUCCAAGACCAUCAUGAGACAGAGGUUGGUGUCCACACAUGGUCAACUCUCUGCAAAAUCAGACAUCAACUCGCUCCAUGGAAGCCAUCAGGCUCUUCAGCACUACCAGUAUGAGAAUGGAGCUCACAUGCAGUUUGCCACCUCAGAUGCCCAAGAUCUGCCCCUCAACACCUUCACGGCACAGAGAGAAUCCGGCCUCUUCUACCACUGCCUGAAACGACGAGAAGGGGCCCGACACCUGGACUUACCCUGCAAACGCUCGUAUCUGGAGCCGACCUCUUCCGCUGGAGAAGAACAUUAUUUUCGGUCGCCCCCACCCUACGACCAGCAGAUGCUGAGCCCCUCGUACUGCAGCGACGUGACCCCGCGGGAAGCAUGCAUGUACUCUGGGUCUGAAAUUGCAGGCGUCUCGGGGGUGGAAGAUCUCCCUCCCCCUCCCCCUCCCCCUCCUCCCCCACCUCCUCCUCCCCCGCCGCCUCUGAGCUGCAAUAUGUGGACCUCGGUUGCACCUUACACCAGCUACAGCGUCCAGACCGUGGAGACUGUCCCGUACCAGCCCUUCCCCGCUCACUUCACAGCCACCACCAUGAUGCCACGCCUCCCCCCCACGGCCGGCCAAGGGUCCCAGCCGCCGGGCAGCAGCCCUUUCGCGGUCUACAAUCAGCUCUCGCAACCCCCCGCUCGGGAGCGGAUGCCGGGGUCCUCCUUCCCCAGAGAACGGGUGGGCGAGAGGAAGCUCCCGUCGCCCCACUUGAGCGCGGCCAACGAAUUUCUGUACUCGCAGACUCUCUCCCUGUCCAGGGAAUCCUCUUUGCAGUACCAUUCGGGAGCGGGCACAGUGGACAACUGGACUGAUGGAUGA
This is a messenger RNA of Candoia aspera, 1641 nucleotides long. It is a transcript of the gene TBX4, whose product is annotated as T-box transcription factor 4. The record is from RefSeq and is a predicted model, not a curated record. Gene Ontology annotation, molecular function: DNA-binding transcription factor activity, RNA polymerase II-specific; RNA polymerase II cis-regulatory region sequence-specific DNA binding. The transcript is spliced from 8 exons. Bases 1 to 1641 code for a protein of 546 amino acids. Gene Ontology annotation, cellular component: nucleus. NCBI's taxonomy places the organism in Eukaryota, Metazoa, Chordata, Lepidosauria, Squamata, Candoiidae. Gene Ontology annotation, biological process: positive regulation of DNA-templated transcription; regulation of transcription by RNA polymerase II; cell fate specification.